CUUGCCACAUGGCCAAUGUACUCACGGAAAUAAUGCUGAAGAGGAGCAAUCGUGUGUUGGUGGAAGCUGUUUAAGAUAAUAAUAUAGCAGUAAAACACUUCAGUCAAUGUCAUAGUUUCAGACACAACAAGCAAUGAAUCACACAGAUGAGAAAACUGUUGCAACUCUGUGUUCAGACCCCAAGCUUGCUUCUGACCACACCCCUAACAGCAGGUGAUUUCCAUCCACUGUUAAAGGCAAAACCCCUGCUAUGACAUCUCACACAGGGAUGUGGCCAAAAGAGAAGAGAUGAUGGAAAACUUUAAUCCAUAGAAAAAAGCCUAGCUGCAAGUGAUGUACAUAUACACUCAACAUAAGGAUUUAUCCAUUUACCAUUUAUGUAUUUCAUCUGUCCCUCGUUUCUUCAAAUAGUUAAAGUCAUCUGCAGUGGACUGUGAGAGAUGCUCAAGAUGUCUCUGCUUCGCCUCAAGGGGGGGUCAGUUUCUGACGGUUUCAAGACUAAAAUCUAUCAGAUAUGUUUAGAUGCUGUGAUCUCUGUUAUCACCUUUCUUACUGCUGUCUCAAAGUUCAUUAAUCAGUCGUGGUUUGGAUAAAUACUCAUGGUACUCAUGAUCUUUGAUAUACUAGUACUAACAGUCCCUCACCUCUGCGUAGUUCUUCGCUUCCACGCCAUGAUUCAUUUUCGGUUCAACCGGUUGGUCUGGGACCCUGCCACUGCCUGAAGACGAGCAUUAAUCGCUCAUAAGUUAUUUGACCGAAAACAAUUAGGAUUUUGCAUCACAUCAUCUCUGAGUUGGAAUAUUUCCUUCAUCAAUUCAUUAGGGGAAAAAAAAAAAUCAUAUUAUUUUAUGUUGUUUUCUCAACCCACUCACCCAUAGGAGUUCUGCUGUAGACGCAAAUGUCAAACUGAUCCUGAUUUUCUGAGGGAAAAUGAAAAAAAAUGUCCCUGCGUGGCACUCUUUACUGUACAACAUGUAUCAAAAUAAUCACUGAUUUAAAGGAAAGAGUUAACACAGGGGAAGAUGAACCAAUAUUAUGUUCAUAUCUUGAUAUAAGACUAGACAAGAACUGAUCUUUAAGGCAAAACCAGUCAAAUCAUACAAUGUACUUAACAUAUGGUAUCAGACUGUUUUCAAAAGAGAAACACUUACUUCCUCUAUAAAGUGCCCUUUAAAAAAAUAAAAUUUAGAUUUUUACCUUUUCCCUCCAUUUUAUUUAUAGUAAACACAACGGGAGAGUUUACAGGAAUGUGUGUUUUAUUGGAGGAUGUAGUGAUCCAGUGUCUUAUUUUUUAAUAUUGAACUUUUGAACUCUUUGUUCUGCUAAGACUGUCUGUAGUAAGUCUGCCAUUAUGUCACGGGUGCUCACGCUCUCGUACCUUUUAAAUUAGUUGUAGCUUUCUGUCGUUGGCUGACUUCAUACUCGCCUGAGACCAGCACAUUUUCUAGAGCUGACCGCAAGGUAGAAUUGAAAAGCAAACACCAGGUCCGAAAAGACCGGUUACCAGUCCCUUGUUGUGAUGGGAGUGAAAGAUGAUGCUGCUCCUGUCAAAUGCAGCCAAUCACCCCCCAUCAUCAUCAUCAUCAUCAUCAUCAUCAUCAUCUCAUUAUUAUUCUCCUCCCUCCAGUUCCGGGUCGUGUCACGUGACUUCUCCGCCCCCACAUGUUCAACCUCUCCUCUUCAUCUCCUCCUCCCCAAGUAAACAAUUCAGCAUCAUUUCAUUACGUCUGCUAACAGCCCUCGAUUGUUAUCUUUGGGAAAGGCAGUCCCAAAGUGCUGAGCUCACCGAGAGGUCCGUCAGACGGUCAAGUUUAAAAAAGAUGGAGGAUGUUUUUCAUAUGAAUUAAAUGGGGUUGGCGAAAUUAAUUAAUUUUGGAGUUCAUCUGUAAACGGAGUAAAUAUGUAAGAUAUGUCCUAGGUGACAUAGGCCUACUAUAUUUGUGAAAUGCUCAUUAAAAUGGCUUGCAUCGACCUUGCAAUAAAUUAGCUUUUGCACAUGAAACAAAACAAAAAACAGUGGAUAUAUUGUUCGGAUAUUUGUGCACUCUUAAUCUCUUAAGUGAGCUUCAGCCCUGAUUAAAUGAACGCACCAGAGCCUUUCCAUCGCACAUGGAAUGGUUACAUAUGUGUAUUUAUAAAUAGGCUCACGUUUCUCACCUCACAUUGCAUUCACAUGAAGCCGAUAUUUUAUGAAUGGGAGUGAAAACUGCUGUUUGACUCCAGUGCGAUGAUGUGGUUGUGAAUAAAUCUAACAGAAAUGGUUACUAUAUUAUUCAUUUGGGAAUAUAUACAAAAGGAUGAAUUCAAAUAAUGUUCUUUUUACCCCGAAAUGUAGGCCUGCGUGGCUGUCAGUCUGCCCCCCCUCCUCCCCCUCCGCGGAUGGUACAGUCUUGGUUCAUUCAUAAAAUUCUAGCAGAGCAUAAAAGGAGGGGCUUGCAUUCUAGUCGUCCAGUUACCAGGUAUAUACCUGGAGAAAAGACCCGAGCCGCUCUGCUCAGCGGAAGGCCACAGUCAUAUUUGUCAUUGACCAGGACUCGUGUGUGUGUGUUUUUUUUUUCUCUCCCCCUCAACCUGACGCCCGACAUGGAUUCAGUCUCUCCCACCUGCCGGACAGAGUCUCCUGUCGGGACGCUCUGCCAGAAGACGCCAGAAGAGGCGAGCUCUCCAGCUUCCUCCUCAGAGAGCAAUGCAAAGGAGCUCUGCCAAGACAUGAGCGCUGAAGACACUCCAUUUGUUCCAACAGUCACUGCAAUUUCCUCUACCCCAGAUUUCCAGUGGAUGGUCCAGCCUACGAUUAUUACAUCUGUCUCCCCGUCUCUGGGUAGCAAGCAAGCCAAUGAACCACAAAGCUCUCACCAGGCGACACCCAAAGAGGGCGGGAAUAAGGGAAAAAAUGCUGUCAGAAAGGGGAAAACAGAGCAGCUGUCUCCAGAGGAGGAAGAGAAGAAGAGGAUAAGGAGGGAGAGGAAUAAAAUGGCCGCAGCAAAGUGCCGCAACAGACGGAGGGAACUCACCGACACGCUGCAAGGUGAGACAGACAAGCUGGAGGAGGAAAAGGCAGCCCUGGAGACGGAAAUAGCCAACCUCCUCAAAGAGAAAGAGCGGCUUGAAUUUAUCCUUGCCACACAUAAACCAGUGUGCCAGAUGUCAGAAGAGAUGGAGUCUAUUUUCCAAGAGCCCACAGGCUCCCCAGAGCUACCACCCAGUUCAGACGAGGACAGACUUCCAGAGGAUGGCACCCAGGAAGCUCCUUCGCUCCAGGACAUGGACAUCCCCAGUGAUCCGUCCACAGCCAUCUCUGGGAACUCCAAUAUCUUGCUGUGUGCCAGUGCUGAAAUCAACAUCUGCGAUCUCGAGCCCUCUCUGGACAUUAAGGAGGGGCUACUGGAAAAUAUGUUGCCCAGUUUGGAGGAGAAAACCCCCAUGGAGACGGCUCGAUCCGUGCCAGACAUAGAUCUGAGCAGCUCUCUCGGGGUCUCGGACUGGGAGACCCUGUACAAGUCGGUUUCCAGCGACCUGGAGCCUCUCAGCACUCCUGUGGUGACCUCCACGCCAACCUGCAGCAGCUACCUGUCUGUGUUCACAUUUGCAUGCCCUGAGCUGGACUCUCUCACAGAGGGACUAGACAGCCAUAAAGGCGGAGGAGGCAAAGCUGAAUCUGUUGAUAUUCUCAACUCUCCAACUCUCCUAGCCUUAUAAUGUACAGAGGGAAGUGAUCUGUGUGAUCUCUCUGGGUUUUUUUUCUGUUCUGCAGGUUCCUGACUUUGAAAUAAUACCAACAAACAUAUGCCACAGUAUGCUGUAACACUUCAAGGAAUACAUUCAUGAAAUGUCUUGUGUGUGACUAAGCAAACAUAUAAACUUUCUCCAGAUACAUAGCCAACUGAGUGAUGUAGCUAAAAGCAUGGAUUUUACUUUUACAGGAGGGACUGAAGUAAAGUUUUCAUUUUAAAAAAACGCAUGCUGAGAAAUUCCAAAUAAUUUUCAACGCUUAUAUAUAUCGGAUCUGUUACUAGAUCUAAGAUGUAAUGUGGAAUUUUAAUGUUACAGUAUGGUUUUGUGUUUUGGUGUCAACAGUGUUAUUGAUUGCUGUAAAUGUUGUAUUUACAUAUUGAUCCAUGUUAAGUAACUGCAUACCUCAAUGUCAUCAACUGUGGUUUAACCUCAUUGAAAGUUUUCCAUGAAAACAUCCAGUGCUAUAUACUAUAUAUCUUAUCAAGAUGUAACUUAUGAUUUAUUUUUUUACCUUUGAGAUUUUGACUUAUUUGUUAAAUUUAAAAAUAAGUAAAAAUGAGCAUUGAUUGCUUAUCUAUGCUGCUGAAUAAUUAUAAUAAAUCUACAUUCAGAGUGG
Molecule: messenger RNA, 4351 nt
Organism: Dicentrarchus labrax (European seabass)
Lineage: Eukaryota; Metazoa; Chordata; Actinopteri; Moronidae
Gene: fosaa
Product: v-fos FBJ murine osteosarcoma viral oncogene homolog Aa
Exons: 4
Coding region: 2311-3699 (462 amino acids)
Biological process (GO): regulation of transcription by RNA polymerase II
Cellular component (GO): nucleus
Molecular function (GO): DNA-binding transcription factor activity, RNA polymerase II-specific; RNA polymerase II cis-regulatory region sequence-specific DNA binding
Source: RefSeq, a predicted model, not a curated record